Messenger RNA from Plutella xylostella (diamondback moth), 4999 nucleotides. RefSeq names its product multiple edematous wings (gene mew). The record is from RefSeq and is a predicted model, not a curated record. Gene Ontology annotation, biological process: cell adhesion mediated by integrin; integrin-mediated signaling pathway; cell-cell adhesion. Lineage: Eukaryota; Metazoa; Arthropoda; Insecta; Lepidoptera; Plutellidae. Gene Ontology annotation, cellular component: external side of plasma membrane; integrin complex. Gene Ontology annotation, molecular function: integrin binding.
GUUUUAUGAGUUCAGUCGCCUCGACUCGCGCGCUCUCUACGGAUAAAGUUUGGUCGCGUGGUGUAGAGUCGCACUGUGCAGUACAGAUACGUAUUCUGAGUAUUCCGGCCGCGAGCGGCAUCCGUGCAGGGGGUCCGCGCCACUCGUCGUCUCACACACAAGUUACGAAAACCGCGAUGUGCCAAUUAAUCUCAAGAACACAGUGAUUUGUGCCUUUUCUCGACCUAUUUUUCUACCGACAGCCUAACCACAUUGCUCACGAUGGCAGUAUUUUUUUGGCGCGAAUGUGUUUUAUUUGUGUGCAUUUUACUCAGUGCGGCCAGUUUUAAUCUGGAGCCCAGGAUUCCUGUGAUAAAGUUUGGGAGAUCCGGCUCGUACUUUGGAUUUUCUGUAGCGGAACACCAGACCAUCACGGAUUCAUCUUCGACUAGUUGGUUGCUAAUAGGCGCUCCGCUGGACCAGAACCGGCAGCCGAACACCACGCGCUCGGGCGCGCUGUGGAAGUGCCCGCUGACGCCCGCCGUCCGGGACUGUCUGCAGGUCGUCACUGAUGGCAAGCUGACGGAAUUCGGCAAAUUAGACACGAGGAUCGACUCGGAGCACCUGUCGGCGCCGCACCCCUACGAGAUCAAGACGGGCCAGUGGCUGGGCGUGUCCGUGCGGAGUCAGGGGCCGGGGAGGAAGGCCGUCGUCUGUGCACAUAGGUACAUCCGCAAGUCGGGCGAGUCUCAGUACGGGCAGGGGCUGUGCUACACGCUGAGCAACGAGCUCGAGCUGGCCGAGGUGUGGGAGCCCUGCAGAGGCAGGCCUGUGCAACGAGAGCAUGAAGAGUACGGCUUCUGCCAGGCGGGCACGAGCAGCGCUCUACUGCCCGACGACACGCUGCUGCUGGGCAGCCCCGGCCCCUACACGUGGCGCGGCACCGUGUUCCGACAAGACGCCAAGGAGGACCUGCUGGAGCGGGACUCCGUAGUCUACAUGGCGCCUGUGGAAGACGGGUUUAGCCCCGUUGAGAAGUAUAGUUAUUUGGGGAUGUCAGUAGCCGGCGCCAGUUUCUUCAAAGAAGAGUUUUCGUACGCGGCCGGGGCUCCCCGUUCCCGCGGCACGGGGCAGGUCAUCAUCUUCAACAAGCGCCCCAACUCCGACUGGACCAACCCCUACGCCAACAUCCUGCUCAACGUCAGCCUCAUCAUCAGUGGGGAGCAGUUCGGCUCUAGUUUUGGUUAUGAGAUCGCCGCUGCUGAUGUUAAUGGAGAUGGAAUACCUGACCUUCUCGUUGGCGCUCCAUUCUACUUCUCCCGAGACGCUGGAGGAGCCGUCUACUUGUACAUCAACGAAGAUCACCAUCUCAGCCAAACCUACAGUCUGAAGCUGACAGGAAAACCAGAGUCACAGUUCGGAAUCUCAAUAGCGAAUGCUGGGGACCUAAACAAAGACGGCUGCGAAGACGUUGCUAUUGGAAGCCCAUACGAGGGCAAUGGGGUAGUUUACAUUCAUCUGGGUAACAGAAAAACUGGCUUAAGUCCCAAAGCUGAUCAAGUGAUUGCAGCUGAAUCUUUGCCCAGAGUUUUGAAGACUUUCGGAUACUCUUUAUCCGGUGGAGUUGACCUUGACGCUAACGGUUAUCCAGAUUUAUUGGUUGGGGCUUAUGAAAAUAGCAGCGUGGCCUUAGUCCGAACAAGACCGAUUAUCGAUAUUAAAACCUCAGUUCGACCAUCGAGCACGAUCAUAAACGUCGACCCAUCGAAGCAAGGCUGUGAAGCGGACCCUUCAGCCAACUACACCUGCUUCCACUUCCAAGCUUGUUGCAUCAUCAAAUCUCUAGUCAAAUCCACUCAAACGAACACUCACCAAAUAAACUACAUCAUAGAAGCUGAGACCUUUCCCGGAGGACGGAAGUUUUCAAGAGUUUUCUUCGGGUUUAAUCCCACCGCGAACAAUUCUAACAUUAUUGACAACACGAUAAUUCUGAAGAAAGACUACGAAGACUGCCGAGAGCACAUUGUGUAUUUAAAGAAUAAUACGAGAGAUAUUCAGACUCCUAUCAAGUUCAAAGUGACUUACAAACUAGUUCACGCGGAGCCGCGCUACAGCACCGUGGGGUCGCUACCCAACAUCGAUGAGUACCCCGUGCUGAACGCCACCGCCACGACCAGCUUCACCGCCAACUUCCUCAACGACUGCGGCGCCGACGCCGUCUGCGUGAGCGACCUCGUGGUGGACCCACAACUCAUGCUGCCUAAGACCGAAGAUGGUUUAGACUAUGCUCUCACACUGGGCCAAGAAGAAGAAGUGAAGCUAGCAGUGAAGGUUGACAACUACGGAGAAUCGGCAUACGAAGGGCAACUGAUUGUGAUGCAUCACGAAAGCCUGCAUUACAUUGCAGCUAACACUAGCGAUAAACACGUGAUCUGCACGAGCUUUAACAAGACGAUAGUGACGUGUAUGCUAGAGAACCCUUUCAAGCGUCAGCUGGAGGGAGAUACGCCCAUCACGAUGAGGUUUGACGCCCGAGCCCUUGAUGACAAUGAACCAUUCGUCGUCUUCACCGUCUGGGCUAACUCCACGUCUAAGGAACUCACUCCCGGAAAGAAACCGGUCGAGGUUAAAGCUCUUGUCAUCAAGAAUGCUGAAUUGUCUAUUAGAGGUGUGGCGACCCCUGAACAAGUAUUCUAUGGUGGAGAGGUGAAAGGAGAAUCAGCGAUGACUUACUUUGACGAUAUCGGUACCAGAGUCAAGCACAUCUAUUAUGUGCACAACUCGGGUCCGUGGCGGGUGUCGUCGGUGCAGGUGGUGAUCUCGUGGCCGCACCAGGUGGCCGCCGACUCCAGGGAGGGGAAGUGGCUGCUGUACCCCGAGGAUGUGCCCACCGUCGAAGGAGAUCAAAACAAUGGAGAGUGUUUCGUGUCCGAGCGGGAGAUCAAUCCUCUCAAAAUCAGACCGGGUCCUACUGAAAAGAUUCUGGAGAAUUUGGAAAUCAACCCGUUCUUCAGUAUGGGGAAAUCCAGCAACCCAUUGAAAGAAGAGCACAAUGAUACUGAUCCGAAGUAUAACAGUGCUGGAGAAAACAAAGUGAGGAGAAGAAGAGACAUCGACCCCGUCAAAGCAGAGGCUUAUACGGACAAAGAUGGGCAAAGGAAACACAUAGUAAACAUGAGCUGUCAAAACAAAACGGCCAAGUGCAUCCAGUUCCAAUGCGUGAUCUACCGGCUGGGCCGUAUGCAGGGCGCCACCAUCACCGUGAAGUCCCGCCUGUGGAACUCCACGCUGGUAGAAGACUACCCCCGCGUCAGCCACGUGAACAUCGCCUCCUCCGCCUACAUACUCAUACCGGAGCAUUAUAAUAUCAGGCAGAAUAAGCAGCAGGACGAUUUUACUACGGUGGAAACCAUAGCGUAUCCAGACUUGAUGAUAAGCGAGCCGUCAGAGGUUCCACUGUGGGUGAUCAUAGUGUCAGUGAUAGUCGGACUGAUAGUUCUGGUGCUACUCAUCAUAGCGCUGUGGAAACUCGGCUUCUUCAAGAGAAGUCGACCAGACCCGACACUCUCUGGGAACUUAGAGAAGAACAACCACGAAGCGAGCCCGUUCAUAGUGAGAGACAGGAAUAGCCUGCGAUAGCCAAGGACUUACAGCUCCCUUGUGAGAACAGACUUGGACUGAAUAAAGUGAAACUUUAGUAACAGCUAGCCUGGUGCGCAAUGUUUUACACAGUGCUGUUUGUGCAUGCAUGUGCAGGAUUAUUUUCGAAAUGGGAAGAAUAAUAUCAUUGUUUUUCUUAGAUCGACGUGUAGUUUCUCAAGCCCUUAGUACACCUCCGCCUCCGCUACGAUAUAAUAUAUGACCACUGAACCAGUGAUGGAUUUUCUCAUCUUGUUGUAUAGUAUAGUCAUAGUUUUCGAGCAGAGUUGUGCUAAACGGGUGCUAUUGGUUUGAGAUGCAUCAAGAUAGAAAGCAUUGAAGAAUUCCUUACAGAAAAAUUUUGUUUUAUUCAAGUGCUGAUGUACCUAGAGGUUUAUCGUUAGUUAUUUUAAUAUCUUUUGUCUGUGAUGUCUUCAUAGAGGAAACCUUUGUGUAUGUGAUGUAUUAUUGUAUGAUUUGUACUAAAUGAAAAUUAUGUUGUAUGUUUUUAAAAUUGAAGUUUUUUGCAUGAUUGCAUUUAUCAUGGGUAUGAAUGUUGUAAAAAAGUUGGAAAGUUUUAGAUAUAAUGAUACUUAUAUAUUUCUGUAAAUACGAACUUGCCUUAAUUUAUGAAGGAUUAGCUUUUAAAUAAGAAACUACUUAAUUGUUUUCAAGAACUGUUUUGACUAGAUUUUUUACUAGUCAGAUAAUUUUAAUAAAUAAGCUGUGUUACAUAUAAAUGCUUGAAAACUAGGUGUUGAUGGUCAUGAAAUACUUUAGGUAUCAACUUAAUAUAAUAUACUGGCUUAUCCAGAAGUGCUAGAUAAAUUAUACAACGAAAAAUAUGAAAAAACAACCUUGUACUUAAAAAUCUUUGUAAAUAUAAUAUUGCAAUUGGACCAAAAAAGGAUAUUUUUUUCGUAACUUCCUAAAUAGGUACCUACUUUUGUCCUUAAUAUGUACUAAUCUAGUUAAUUUGGUUUUUCAACUUUAACAAAUUAUAAUAAAACUAUAGAUAAGUACAUAAUUAUUACUUAUUCUACUGUAAAUAGUGUAGAGAGCAUAAACUUAAUGAGUAUCAAGUAGAAAACUAAAUUAUUCACAAUUUAGAACUAUACAUAAAGUAUUUAUCAUAUACAUGUCCAAUGCAUUUUUACAAGAAAGUAGAUUUUAUACUACUAUCAAAAUUUAAUAUACUUAGCAACAAAAAACACUGCCAAUUCACAUUUUUUAUUAAUUAAUUCACUAUGUACCGCAUACUUCAUAGACGUCUGGCAUUAAAUUGCACACUUAAAUUCAGGUUGUGAUCAUAAUAUUUGAUGCUAAAGAUACCUACCGAAGCUUUUAUACAUUAUAAUUAAUAAAAAAUGGUGCCAUCUUA